This is a messenger RNA of Marchantia polymorpha subsp. ruderalis, 1686 nucleotides long. The record is from the annotation of a GenBank genome assembly. NCBI's taxonomy places the organism in Eukaryota, Viridiplantae, Streptophyta, Marchantiopsida, Marchantiales, Marchantiaceae.
GACUUAUUGUCCUGUGAUCGAGACAGCGGAAAAGAGGGUGGGGGAAAAUUCGCAACGAGAUGCUGUGCAGAUGCUGCUGCUGAUCCUCCUGGUGCUACAUUGCGUUUGCUGCUGUUCAAACUGGCUGUUCUUCUUGUUCGGGACUGUUUCGCCCAAUCCUACUCGGAUGCAGGGCAAUCAUGUGUCGUGAUAAGUUCACUGCACAGGGAGGAGGAGGGCGAGAUUUCGGCAGUUAUUUUCUAAUCGCUGCAGGCUCAUCGGUUGGCUGUUGAUUGGACUGGUUUGGUCGAGUUGGUUGGUGGGUGGGUGGGAUGGUACCCUGUUCAAAGACCAUCAAGCUCGUCACAAACUCUGGGCCUGGCCCCGCAACGAUGUCUACUCCAACUGGCUUGAUGUGAUGCACAACCCAUGAAAAUUAUAAGGAGUUGGUCAUCCCCUCCCAUUUUCAAAGCAUGUCCCUGUCCAUUGCCAAGCGCGGUUGUGUGCAGGGAGGGCUUUAACACAUCCGCACCCAAGCACACACAAAGAGCCAUGCAAGCAACCCACGUCAGGGAGGUGAAGUGAAGUGAAGAAAGGCCCGGAUCAGCUUAAUAAACACCAUUGACAGAAGUUACAAAAUAGUCUCAACACCUGAUGCGCACUUCAAACGACGCAAGACACUUUGUCCAAAGUCCUGAGCUCCCUCGCCAAAGCUGGAAAGUUGGAAUCACUCUGAACUGAAGAGGAGAACGCCCUAGUAUUUAUAACUGCACCGUUGACCUCUGUUUAUAAAAUCAUGGCUUUUUGGCCUCGGAUGUCCUAAAUUUUCCAGAUUUCAGCGCGUCUUGAGGCGCACCUCGCCUGUUUUCAUCGCCAUGAUACUGAAGUCUUCUGGUUCAGAUACUCCUUUGACCCCAGAGCCGAGUCUGGUCCGGCCCAGUCAAGCAGUUGGCUGAUUUCGGUUGGCAGCAUGAUGCGGCGGAUCACUGGCUCAAGGAAGAGAAGCAGCAGUGCUCGAUGGCCUGCUCCUGCUCCUGCUGCAGCUGGUGCCGCUAUUGUCAAAACGUUCUGAAUAUAUAUCAACCCCGUGACUGACUGCACUUUUCCAGGCGGGGUUUAUGGCGGAGACCAGCUUCAGAAAAUGUGCUCAAUCAUAGGCGAGGUCGACAGCAAAAGGGAUGGCGAAAGGUGGAGACUCGGAGGACUCGGUUGACACACUGUUGUGUCAAAGGAACCUUCAGCACCACUUCUGCUGAAUCGGAUCCCCAAACUACAACCUCUCCCCUUCGUACAUGGCUGGCUGGCUGGCUGGCUGCAGUCAUGAAGACUGCCAUUCAACGACAUCCCCCAUUCAAAGCCGCUCUGCCAGGCCCUCCACGAGAUUCAGAAACCGGGAACCCCGACCAUAUGGAAAAGCUUGCCACAGUGGCUACACAAUCGAUCCAUAUCUUCCAUUCCUCCCUUAUCCGCAAAUCAUUUCGUCUCAGCGAAAACAUUUCAGGUUUCUUGGGCUGGAGAGUUCCUGCCCUUCCCGCUCGGCCAUGAACACAGCAGAGCCCGGGGGCUCAGAGGGCACGAGCCGGAAAUAAAUAAACAAUUAAAUGAUUACAGUAAACUGGGCGAGAGCCGAUUGUCGUGCUGACGUGAUGGCUCUGGGGCCCCGAGGCAUAGAUUCAGUUGAUCGCCCGCAGCGAUUCGAUGCAUGCG